UCUGGAUUUGCGUUUGCUGGCCCUGACGUUGUUGACAAAUAAAGGUAAAGUGAUUUGUUUUACCUAGUCACUAUAUUCCGAACUUCAUUGUAACAAGUCCUUGUAAAGAAUAGAGAUGGAGAUGGAGAUGGAUUGUGGCGAAGAGAAUGAGAUUCUUCAAGAAAAACAAAAUCAGAAUACUGGAGGGCUUGAAGGUUGGACAAAAUGUGACAAAUUCGAUCUACUACAGGCUCUUAAAAUAUAUGGCUCACAUCAUUAUGAAGAAAUUCAAAAGAUGAUGCCCCAUAAAUCUAUUAAUGAAAUAAAAACUAUGAUUGAAUACUAUCGGCAGAAAGCAAAGUGUCAUCCUUCAAUCACUGAAAAAACUAAUGAUAAAAAAAUUAUUCAUAGUAUAUCAAAAGUGCCUUUGGCAAUGUGGGCAAAGCUUCUUACAGAAUCUUUGAAUUUUAAUGAACUACAAACUGAGACAGUUUCAGCGUUGCGUUUAAUUGCUGAUUUAGAAGAAAUUCCUUCUCCUGUUUGUACUAAUAAUGUUGAUUUUAAAGAAAUAUAUCUUACAAUAGCUAACGCAAUGGAGGGUAAAACUCUACCAGACGAUCCCACCAUAAAUUCUAUUUUAGAAAAAUGUAUAAUUGAAACUGCAUAUACCAGUAAGUCAUUUAUUAGAAAUACUAGUCUCAGAAAUGUUCUUGAUUCUAUUAAUAUAUCGGAAAAGGAAAUAAUUUCAUUUCCUAGACCAACAGAUAACAUAGAAUUAGCGACACUGCGACAUUUGGUAGCGCAGAGGAACUACAAUCCUUUGAAUAUUUCUGAAGAACAUCUUAAGCCAUCACUACAUGCCCAGCCUAAAUAAGUUCUGUACUUCCAAAAUGUUAAUAAAAUAAAUAAGGUGACUUGAUAAAAAUUCUUUAAUUUAAUAGUUAUUAAAUCACAUUUUCUGUAUCCAGAAUUACAAUAAUUAACUGUUGUAAACAAUUUUAAUCAGUAGUAAAGUAUAUACUUCCACAAUACUUAAUUCCCUCAGA
This is a messenger RNA of Diatraea saccharalis (sugarcane borer), 1025 nucleotides long. The record is from the annotation of a GenBank genome assembly. Lineage: Eukaryota; Metazoa; Arthropoda; Insecta; Lepidoptera; Crambidae.